AUGCGCCGUCGACUCCACGCCACGCCGUUUCUUUCACUAGCAGUGUUCCUACUGCUGUUAAUGUACGGCGCAGGUGGCUGCCUCGCCGCCGCCCACCGCCGUGCCUUCGACGAGGUGUUUUGGGAGAGCGGCCGGCCGCCGACCGCGAUGGUGCGUGAGCUGCCGCGCAAGGGGCAGGGCGCAACGCAGGCGUACACCGUCGCCGCAGCGGGGGAGGACAAGAGUGACUGGGCGCCCAUCCGCAUCGCGGUGUCCACGGAGGAUUUGAAGGACACCAAUAAGUACUGCACCAAAGAAGGUGAAGCAAAGCUGGACUUCAGGGGAAACAAUUCAUCGUGCACGGAGGAUGAGGUUUUGACCUCGGAGAUGAUAAAAACCCUGGUGGAUGAGAUUCUUCCUGUGGCCGUCGGACUGCACGCGGAGCGUUUGCUCGUUCAGCGCGUGAAGACUCCGUUUGUUGUGUUGCCGUUCACAGAGAAGGAGGGGAACUGCCAAUACUUCAAGGUCCCCGAGUCGCAUCAGAAGACGGGAGUGACGGACGCGGACAUGGUGCUCUACGUGGCUUCCAGGUCGAAUUACGGGACGUGGGCUGUCCCGUGUAUGUUCGGGAAUGACGGUCGUCCAAUUGCCGGUGCCCUGCAUAUUAUGCCUUUUCAUGCGCUUCCCGUCAUGCACUCUGCUCGCACCACUGCGCAUGCAAUUGCCCUUACUCUUGGCUUCAGCAUGGAACAGAUGCAGAAGCACGACAUGCUGUUGAGCGUGACUGGUGUGCGCGGCGGCACCUCUCCUGUGACGGUGGUGAAGUCACCUGUGACUUUGAGAAAGGCGAAGCUGCACUACGGCUGCGACACCACCCCGGGCAUAGAGCUGAACAAUCAUGAUGGGGUGUACUUGUGGUCGUUGCGCAACGCGAAGGACGAGUUGAUGAGCCUGCGUGGUAAGGAAGCCGCCGGCUACUACACUGCGCUGACGAUGGCGGCGUUUGAGGACCUCGGCUACUACAAGGCCGUGUGGGGGAUGGAGGAGCCGAUGGUGUGGGGCAACAACUCCGGCUGCGAGUUCCUGACGAAGCCGUGCUCGGAGGAAACUCCCACCACUUUCCCCGGCAUGUUCUGCGAUAAAAAAGAUGCGAAGUCGCUUCGCUGCACGUCCACCCGCCAAGCCAUCGGGACAUGUUCUGGCGAUGUUGUUGACGUCAGUGGUGGCGAAAAGGAGACCUGCAGUGUUGUUCACCCGCCUCAUCGUAUUCUUGAAAAUCUUUUUUGCGCUGCGGAAGGGAUCGAC
This is a messenger RNA of Trypanosoma rangeli, 1284 nucleotides long. RefSeq names its product surface protease GP63. The record is from RefSeq and is a predicted model, not a curated record. Gene Ontology annotation, cellular component: membrane; cytoplasm. Gene Ontology annotation, biological process: cell adhesion; proteolysis. The annotation marks the transcript as partial. Gene Ontology annotation, molecular function: metalloendopeptidase activity. The transcript has a single exon. NCBI's taxonomy places the organism in Eukaryota, Euglenozoa, Kinetoplastea, Trypanosomatida, Trypanosomatidae.